AUGCAUAACUUCCUCACGUUGAGCUCUUUGGGUGAGCAAAAAUGGCUCGAAUCGUCAAAGAAUAUCCUCCUUGGAUUUCAUAUGAAUUGGGUGUUGUUUCGCUAUCGCAAGGCAACAGGACAGACGAUCUCUGUAUAUCCUUUCGAACAUGGAACAGGAGGAUUAAAUGUGCUUAAAGAGAAGAUUGCAGUAAAUGAAAUUCAGUUUGCCAUGUUAUUAUACGAGCGUCAUUUGAUUACACUCGUUUAUGUUCCUAGACAUGUCAGUGACACGCAAAAAGCCCAAGCUGCUGUCCACGGCCACACACUAUCCCAGAUUCCUGCAGCAAAGGGGCUUUUACUGACAAUCAAUCAGACAAAUGAACUAUCAGAGCCAAAACUUAGACUGUAUAUUAAGCGCAACAGUCCCUCUGAACUAAUGUCCCCAUCCUCGUCCAUCUCCUCGGUCUCACUUCCACGUACACCACCACUAUCUCCACACCUCAAUGCCACCGUAAAGUCUCAUUCUUUCAAUAAUCUUCAGGAUUUCCAAAAACGGCCACUGUCAAAGCGAGCCGUGGGAAAUAGCCAUUUCUCUGCAUCACUUCUUAACCCAAAGAAGGAAGUUGGUAUAAUGGGCCGAAAAGAUCUUAAACAAGUAUCCUCAAAAGUCCAGACAAAACCUUUGAGUAACAGCCGCAUGGCUCCAAAGCCAAAGACUCAUCAAAUACAACAAAAAGAGAAAACGAAACCUCAGCCAGAGCCAGAGCCAAUCGAAAUAGAACCCACGCCAGAGGUUGAAGAGCCAGUCAAACAAGAGGAGAGCGAAAUAGAAAAGGUUGCUUUCUCUGGAGAAUUGACGGUACUCACAGAAGAUAGCAGGCUGUGGAGAAGACGAUACUUUGAAAUUACGAACAAGAGGUUCUUAUUGUUUCCAGAAUGGCAGGGAACGACACCUUGCUCCGUGUUUGACCUGGAUAGGAUAACACAAUGUACUACAGACUUUGAGGAACGACUGAUGCCCUAUUCAUUUGAGGUCUGUGCUGACAACCAAGUUCUCCAGGUGUAUGCAGACAAUAAUGAAUUCGCAGUUAAAAUAAUGGCGGCGUUGAUCAAAACUAGUAGAAAUAAUAGUGGUUUAGCUUAA
This is a messenger RNA of Phycomyces blakesleeanus NRRL 1555(-), 1125 nucleotides long. RefSeq lists its product as hypothetical. The transcript has 9 exons. The record is from RefSeq and is a predicted model, not a curated record. The coding region runs from base 1 to 1125 and encodes 374 amino acids. NCBI's taxonomy places the organism in Eukaryota, Fungi, Mucoromycota, Mucoromycetes, Mucorales, Phycomycetaceae.